AUGGACGACACAUCUGUUCUGAGCUUUGAACUAGCAGAUGUGGAGACCACUGGUGAUGUGGACCAGGGAGGGGGACGGGCACCUGGUGUUACCGUCAAUGGUGUCGGCUCAAUUGUCCAUUCAUGGAAAAAGGAGGUCAAAGAUGGAGCAAACAGUGCGACAUCUUUUGUGGUAGUUCAACAUGACGUUAAUAACAAUACCGUAGAUAAGAUCACAGUAACAUAUGUCUUUUCGGAAAACACAAUUCUUAUGCCUCACUGGGUGGAUUUUGGGGUGGGCAACAAAUUAUGGGUAGUGGGACGGCUAGAAUUGGCUGGGCAGGGCUCGGACGGGCGACACAUGGCAUCCACUUCAGUCAGGUUGAAUGAGACCUGUAUGAACUGGUUCAAGUGCUUGAAGCUAGAUUAG
This is a messenger RNA of Puccinia graminis f. sp. tritici CRL 75-36-700-3, 408 nucleotides long. RefSeq lists its product as uncharacterized. The transcript is spliced from 3 exons. The record is from RefSeq and is a predicted model, not a curated record. Bases 1 to 408 code for a protein of 135 amino acids. NCBI's taxonomy places the organism in Eukaryota, Fungi, Basidiomycota, Pucciniomycetes, Pucciniales, Pucciniaceae.